AUGCAGGACCUAAUGGCCAGGUGUUCAAAUAAACAAACUCAAAUAGAGAAUUAUGAAAUUGUCCACACUAUUGGAGAAGGAUGGCAUGCUACAGUUCUGCUGGCCUGGCAUGUUGUGGCCGGGACCGAGGUGGCCCUUAAGGUAAUAAAGAAACGCAAACUGAAAUUCCACUACGUCCUAGGGUUCAUGUGUGAGAGGAGACAUACGCAGCUGUUAAAUCAUGAAAAUAUAGUGAAAGUCCUCAAUGUCAUUGACACGGAAGAUUCAACCAUCACGGUUCUGGAGUACAUGAGCCGGGGAGACAUGCAAGCCUACCUGGAUGACCAGGGCCGCAUGAUGGAGCAGGAGGCCCAACAGCUCUUCCGGCAGCUCCUAUUGGCCCUGAACCACUGCCAUGAGUGGGGCAUCGUGCACUGGGACCUGAAACCAAGCAACUUGUUCCUUGAUGUGGACCACAAUGUGAAGACUGCAGACUUCACUCUGAGCUAUGAUUACUGCCCUGGAGAGAAGUUAGGUACAUUCUGCGGCACCCCUGUCUUUACAGCCCCUGAGAUCUUCCUGGAGUUGAUGUAUUUAGGCCUGCCUGUGGAUGUGUGGAGCCUUGGUGUUAUUCUGUACAUCAUGGUGACUGGGUUUGAACCCUUCCAAGGACGAGACUACCAGGAGACGAAGCAGAGUGUGCUCACAGGGCAUUAUUAUGUGCCCGACGACCUAUCAAAAGAAAUAAGAACAUUAACAGCAAGCAUGCUGACCCUUGACCCGACAACCAGAGCUACUCUACCCCAUCUUCGGCAGCAUCUAUGGGUCAAGAUGGAUGAGAAGGAGCCACUCCAGCCACUCUGUGAAGAGGACUUGGAGGUGACAGUGCAGAACACCAGUGGCACCCGGGACAUUCGCGGGAAGAGCAGCACCCAAGACACCAAAAGCACCCAUGACACCUGCAGCAAAAGUGGCACCCAUGGCAAGAGGAGCACCAGUGACACGGCAAGAGCAGCACCCAAGACACCAGCGGCACCCAGGACACGAGCAGCACCCGGGACACCAGUGGCACCCAGGACACCCAAAGCAUGA
This is a messenger RNA of Rangifer tarandus platyrhynchus (Svalbard reindeer), 1071 nucleotides long. Lineage: Eukaryota; Metazoa; Chordata; Mammalia; Artiodactyla; Cervidae. The record is from the annotation of a GenBank genome assembly.